This is a messenger RNA of Moneuplotes crassus, 1127 nucleotides long. The record is from the annotation of a GenBank genome assembly. NCBI's taxonomy places the organism in Eukaryota, Ciliophora, Spirotrichea, Euplotida, Euplotidae.
UAUUAACAAAUGGGAUCAGUUUGUCUCAAACCAAAUGUAGAGAUUAGGCCGUCAAGAAAUAAGCUUUUACAAAAAAUGAGUCUACAAAACUCUGAAAUUAGUCUUGAUCUGGAGGAAAGCCAAACAAUUGAUAAUUUAUACACCCCUAUAAAGCUGAUAGGGAGGGGUGCUUUCGGAGAAGUUGUAUUAGUACAUAACAAAGGAGUUAAUAAAUAUUGUGCCAUGAAAAUAAUUAGAAAAACUCUUUUUAAGCGACCUAAGCAUUAUGAACACCUAGAGACAGAGAAAGAAAUCUUGGAGAAGGUUCACCACCCUUUUAUCAUAAGAAUGGAGAAGUGAUUUCAAUCUAAAGAUAGGGUAUUUUUCGUUCUUGAAUUUGCACCAGGAGGUAGCUUAAGGUUCCAUUUCAACAACAAGCGAAAAUUCUCACUCCCUGAGGUUCAGUUUUAUGCUUCAGAGAUCCUCCUCGCACUUGAAUAUCUUCAUAAUUCAGGAUAUAUGUACAGAGACCUGAAAAUGGAGAAUAUUUUGUUAGAUAAACAAGGUCAUAUAAAGUUGGUAGAUUUUGGCAUCUCAAAAAUCAUCAAAGAUCGUGAAGAUAAACAAGACGAAAGGACUGAUACCUUUUGAGGAACACCUGAGUAUCUCGCUCCGGAAGUGAAAUCAAAGCAGAACUAUGAUAAAAGUGUUGAUUUCUGGAGUUACGGUGUGUUGCUCUAUUCAAUGAUUUAUGGUCGACUUCCCGAUACAUCUCGGGAGUCAACCAAGGAUUCUAAAAAUAAUAGUUUCUCUGAAUCAAUCAAACACACAAAGACUGAGUACCAAAGCAAACUCUCAGAAGCCGAUGAUUUAAUAUGGAGGUUUCUAGAACCCAACCCUGAGUUAAGAUUAGGUUCGAAAUCGGGUGACAUUGAGAUCAUCAAAGAUCACCCAUUUUUCACUUCAAUAGACUGGGAGAAAUGCAUCUCUCAAGAUCUAGAACCUCCAUUUAUCCCUGAUCUAGAGCACGACCAUGACACUAGCUACUUCGACAGGAAGUUAACGACCCUAACUCUUGACGAAGGUAUUUGCCAAACAAUGGUUAUUGAAUAAAAAAUGGAUAAUUUAAGCUAAUAACUCAACUUGGA